CUUCAAUAUUAUUUUCAAAUGUCAGUAAGUUCGUUAAAGUUGAGUUGUGCCUGUGGUUGUGCUUGAAACUUAUUUUUGGAUAUUACUGUGAAACCUGCGUUUUAAAUAUCAAAAAAUAGUUACUUAAUAAUAAAAACACAUAUAAUUUUAAUAUCACUAGUGAUUCCCUUUUAUAAGGCAAAGAUGCCUCGAACGAAAGUUGUUAGGAAGGAGCGGAUUGAAGAUUCCAAGCAAGCUAAAGAAUUUGCGUCAAAGUUUUCAGAAAUGCUUAAUGACAUGCUUGACAAAUUUAAAGAACAAUUGGAUAAACACAAAAUGCAGUCAAGGGCCGAGUUAAAGAAAUGUAAACUAUCUAUUCCCAAAAAUCUGGCGAACAAGACUUUGGGAGAGUUGAUGGAAUCGCCUGUUGGCUGGUCUGGGGAUAGUACCAGUGCUUCUGUGACUCAAAUUUUUGAUGCAACACGGACAAUGACAGGGAUGAAAAAUAACCUAACUAGAAGUAAUUCUUUUGGUGACGAUGAAGGGUACCUUACAGCUGAAAGUAGUAAAAGUACUUCAGGUGGUAGGCAGUCAAGAACAAAAAACAGAAUUCCAAAAACCACUCGCAUCUCAAGAUCUCAAUCAGUUCGCAAAAAGAACACGACUGAGAUGACAGACAAGUAUAAAACCCCAGCACAAAGGAUUCCUAUAACCACUUAUGGCACAGUAACACCAAAGGUGAAACCCAACACACCCCAAGUGCUUUUGCGCCGGCCCAAGCAAGGAGAAGUCGCUCUGUCUCUACAAGGUAGUCCUCUACUUACAGGAAAUGUAGUGACUGAUAAUGUGGCCAACAUCAACAUUCCUCUUGAAGAUGGUCGUCUUUUCUCUAUUCAACCUCAAAGAGGUUUGCGUGUCUCUCAAAUCCCAGAACUUGACCUUGAAACUAAACGACAAUUGGAGACUUUGAGGGAUAACUUGAACAAAGUCUGUGCCUUAGCAACUAAACUAUAAGAUAUUUAAGUGUGCGUUCUUUAUUAUUUUUUAUAUUAUAUUCAAGCCACUCGAUAUGACACCAACGUUCAUGUUCAUAAUAAAUUUAGUAUUACAAA
This is a messenger RNA of Tribolium madens (black flour beetle), 1091 nucleotides long. Its product is annotated as borealin. NCBI's taxonomy places the organism in Eukaryota, Metazoa, Arthropoda, Insecta, Coleoptera, Tenebrionidae. Gene Ontology annotation, cellular component: chromosome passenger complex; spindle midzone; chromosome, centromeric region. The transcript is spliced from 6 exons. Gene Ontology annotation, biological process: mitotic sister chromatid segregation. The coding region runs from base 184 to 993 and encodes 269 amino acids. The record is from RefSeq and is a predicted model, not a curated record.